AAGCGGCACUGGCGGCGGCGGCGACCCCGGGAGCGGCGGCGGUGCCGCCAUGAAGCGGGACGUGCGGAUCCUGCUGCUGGGGGAGGCCCAGGUGGGGAAGACGUCCCUGAUCAUGGCUCUGGUGGGAGAGGAGUUCCCCGAGGAGGUGCCACCUCGUGCAGAAGAGAUCACGAUCCCGGCUGAUGUCACACCUGAGAAGGUCCCCACUCACAUUGUAGACUACUCAGAGACAGAGCAGACUGAGGAUGAGCUACAAGAGGAGAUUGCUAAGGCCAAUGUGGUCUGUGUGGUGUAUGAUGUCACCAAGGAAGCCACGAUUGAGAAGAUUCGCGCAAAAUGGAUCCCCAUGGUGAACGGGGGAGCUGAAAAGGGUGCCAGGAUCCCCAUUAUUUUAGUUGGAAACAAGUCUGACCUGCAGAUGGGGAGCUCCAUGGAAGUCAUCCUGCCCAUCAUGAACCAGUUCUCGGAGAUUGAGACCUGUGUGGAGUGCUCUGCCAAGAACCUCAAGAACAUCUCUGAGCUCUUUUACUACGCCCAGAAAGCUGUGCUGCAUCCCACUGCACCCCUCUAUGACCCGGAAGAGAAGCAGCUGAGACCUGCGUGUUCACGAGCGCUGACCCGGAUUUUCAACCUCUCAGACCAAGAUAAUAACCAGAUCCUCAGCGAUGAUGAACUCAACUACUUUCAGAAGUCCUGCUUUGGAAACCCUCUGGCUCCCCAGGCCUUGGAGGAUGUGAAGAUGGUUGUGUGGAAGAACACCACGGACGGAGUGCAGGACAACGGCCUGACGUUAAAUGGCUUCCUCUUCCUCAACACGCUCUUCAUCCAGAGGGGCCGCCAUGAGACCACAUGGACUAUCCUUCGCCGCUUUGGCUACGAUGACGAGCUGGAGCUGACAGAUGAUUACCUGUACCCACAGUUCCGCCUGCCUCCUGGCUGCUCCACGGAGCUCAACCACCUGGGCUACCAGUUCCUGCAGCGGCUCUUCGAGAAGCAUGACAAGGACCAGGAUGGAGCCCUCUGUCCUGCAGAGCUGCAGAACUUCUUCAGUGUCUUCCCCUGCAUGCCCUGGGGCCCUGAGCUCUACAACACGGUAUGCACCACUGAUAAAGGCCUGCUUUCCCUGCAUGGAUUUCUCUGCCAGUGGACCCUCGUAGCCUACCUGGAUGUGCAGCACUGCCUGGAGUGCCUCGGCUACCUGGGCUACCCCAUCCUGUCGGAGCAGGACUCCCAGACUCAGGCCCUCACAGUGACCAGGGAGAAGAGGAUUGACUUGGAGAAAGGCCAGACCCAGAGAAACGUCUUCCUAUGCAAGGUGCUGGGAGCCAGGGGCGCAGGCAAGUCUGCCUUCCUGCAGGCCUUCCUCGGCAGGAGCCUCGUGGUCCAGAGGGAGGACCCAGGAGAGCCAUCUCUCUACACGAUCAAUACCGUGCAGGUCAACGGCCAGGAAAAGUACCUCAUACUGCACGAGGUCAGUGCUGAGAUGCAGUUCACAAAGGCGUCGGACGCAGCCUGCGACGUUGCCUGCUUGAUCUAUGACCUGAGUGACCCCAAAUCCUUCAGUUACUGUGCCAGUAUUUAUAAGCAACACUACAUGGACAGCCAGAUCCCCUGCGUUUUUGUGGCCUCCAAGGCAGACCUGCCAGAAGCAAGCCAGCAGCCCGGGCUGUCCCCAGCUGAGUUCUGCUACAAGCACUGCCUCCCACCACCAUUCCUCUUCUCCUGCCACAGCCAGGGCCCGCCCAGCACUGCUGUCUACACCAAGCUGGCCACUGCUGCCACAUUCCCCCACCUGAAUGCUGUGGAGCUGGGAGCUGCGUCCUUCUGGCUCCGGGUGGCCCUGGGGGCUGCAGUCACUGCCCUGGUGGGCUUCACGCUGUACCGCGUGCUGGCCAAGAACAAGUGAGAGCUGCUCUGCGCCCCGUCCUUCCUGUGCCACCAGCUCCCUGUCCUGAACCAUGCCCCAUGAGGGCCCGCUGCUCCCUGGUGGGAAAUCCUCCUCCCCCAGCCUCAAUUGCAGGAUCAGAGAAGCCAGAGUUCCCAGCACCAGCAGGAUCGAUCCUUAGCACCAGCCAGCCUCGCCCCACUGGUCCCCAGGCACCUUGCCUGUGUGGCAGCUGGGGGGCUCCUCCCUGGAAGCCAAAGGGAUCACUCCCUUCUUUUAUUCUGUUAAUGAUUUUUUAACGUUUGUUUUUAUGUUCAAA
Centrocercus urophasianus (Greater sage-grouse) is the source of this 2204-nucleotide messenger RNA. RefSeq names its product ras homolog family member T2 (gene RHOT2). Gene Ontology annotation, molecular function: GTP binding; calcium ion binding; GTPase activity. Lineage: Eukaryota; Metazoa; Chordata; Aves; Galliformes; Phasianidae. Gene Ontology annotation, cellular component: mitochondrial outer membrane. Gene Ontology annotation, biological process: small GTPase-mediated signal transduction; regulation of mitochondrion organization; mitochondrion transport along microtubule. The record is from RefSeq and is a predicted model, not a curated record. The coding region runs from base 50 to 1906 and encodes 618 amino acids. The transcript is spliced from 19 exons.